AUGUCCAAUGUGUAUACAUUAAACAAUAUAAAAGAUAGAGAAGAUCCUAAAAGGGUCGGGUAUCGGCUGAGUAGUAUCCGCGAAUUAGAACUUGAGAAUGCAUUGCAUAGUAGUAUCAAAUCUGCUUCUGAUCUUGCUAAUGAAUAUAAAGACCUGCAAGGUGUAUAUUUAAAGCAAGAAAAGGAACUUGAGCUAGCAUUUCAUACUGAAAUCCAAUCACUUAAAUCUGAGAUUAAAACACUAAAAAGAAAAGUGACCCUUGCCCAGAAAGCUUCGUCCCUUGACAAGAAUGAGAUUCUUUGUCUUAAAACUGAAAUAGAUAACCUGAAAGCCGAAGUAAAAGAAUUGGAAUCAGAGAUGAAAUUAGAAUGCACAUUUCAUGAUUCAGAUACCACUUCAUUUAGGGAUAAAAUAAGUGAAUUAAAUUCUCUUAAUCAUAUAUUGGAGCAGGAAAGGGAUGAUUUAAAUUUAAAGAAACAUGAAUUGGUAGCCAAGAUAGGGUGUAAGGAUUCUGAAAUCAUCUCUCUUGAAGCUAAAGUAGAUGAGCUAGAGAAAGAAAAAGAGUCCCUUUCUCAAGAAACUAAUAUUUAUUUAGCAGAGCAGAUUUCAGAAGCAUCCAGUGAGUUUAAUGAAAUGAUUGAAGGUGAUAGCAGACUAGAGAAAGUAAUAUAUAAUGGGGAAAGCAGUUAUCAAGAUGUCUUCAAGAUAGCUGAUCGAUAUACUGAUGAUGUAAAGGGUGCAUCUAUGGUUAUUGACAGCUACCUCCGCAAAGGUGAAUUUGUUGUAUUUGAUCUUAGCAGGUCAGAGGAUGAUCUGCUCGCAAUUCGACUAAGGUUUGAUACUUUAUUAAACCUGCAGAAAGAGAUAGAGGUGAGGCAGAAGCACAAGGAAAAAAGUGUCUUACCUAAUGAAUAG
Cetraspora pellucida is the source of this 915-nucleotide messenger RNA. NCBI's taxonomy places the organism in Eukaryota, Fungi, Glomeromycota, Glomeromycetes, Diversisporales, Gigasporaceae. The record is from the annotation of a GenBank genome assembly.